CAAACACAUGAGACAGGCCGACACAUUGCUACGGAGUUCGGACCGAUUUGGAAUUUAUUCGAAUUCAGCCUUGCAUCGAAAUUGUUUAGCUUUUGUCAUUGUCGUCUCCCGAAGAUGAUGGUGGCGUCAUUGGGCUAUGAAGAGUUUUCUAACCAGAAACUAUUAAUCACGAGUUGCUAUGAGGAAUUUUACUCCAAAAAAUUGGGAAUAUGUGAAAACGACUUUGAUCACGAAAGACUGAAAAAACUAGCUGCCUUAAAAAUUAAAAACACAAGAUGAAAAAAGAAAUAUAUAGAUAAUAACAAUAUACAAUGCUAAAAGACAAUAAAUAAUUAAAUAAAACAUACUCGAACAAUAUUUUUGUACGAAUUCUUUUUCGAUUAAAAAAAAAAAACACGUGCAUGGUGCUUAUAGAGUAGUGAAGUGCGAACAUCGAUACUAAAAUAUCGAUAGAUUUGUGGUGAUGUGCUAAUGCCGAGAUGUCCAGUGAGGGUAACGCCGUGAAGGUGGAAGGUGGGCACGUUUCUGUCACCACUAUCAGCAUGCCCGGCCCGGAGACCAGCAAUGGCCCAUUCUCGUAUAGUUCGAGCGGAGUACGCAUCAGCGUCUCUUCGGAACCACACGACGAAGACUCGACUGAUGCGGAAAUCUCCAAAAUCGAUUUCACUCAACAUCAAUACGAGGUGAACAUGCGAAGCAAGAAACAGCGCUCGUCGAGCGGGACCCAACGCGACAGUCUCCACGAUCGAGAGCGACCCAUGUCCUGGGAGGGAGAGCUGUCCGACUCCGAGAUGGUCAUCGAUACAAGCGUCAAUAAUGACGAGAACAGCAAUUCGUUGGACCUUCAAUCGUCAAGGGAUUCCAUCGAUACGCUCCGCAACGUGACCAUUAAGGCUGAACCACUGAAGAACGAGUGCUUCCAGAGUCUCGACGACCAGCGCGUGUUGGACCUCAAGUAUACGGCACCUCUGCAGCCCCACCAGAGGAGUCUCAGUAUGAAUAGGAUAUCAGUACUGACAGACAACGCGUCUCUUUCGCUUGCACGACGUCCGUCUUCACCGACCAACAGCGCCAAGUCUCUAGCGCUGUCCGACCAGGGCACAAUGCCCGUAAUGGCGCAGACUUCCAUAGGGGAAGUCCAGAAUUUGACCAUCAAGAAGGAAAUUCUAACAGAUUUGAAAUGCGAGCCCUCAGUGGGUAUAGAUAAGCUGAUGGGCUCUCUUCACGGAUCUCCAUUGUUGGGUCGGCUGCCUCGCGUCCAGUCCAGCGCAAGUACAGACUCCGCUGUGCAUUCCAUGUAUACGCAUAGCGUAUACAGCAGUCCUUCAGCGAGUCCGAGAGCGUCUCGACAUUACACGCCGUCUCUUUCCCGCAACAACAGCGACGCAUCGCACUCUUCUUGUUACUCCUAUAGCUCCGAGUUCUCGCCCACACAAUCUCCAGUGCAGGGUCGACAUCCGCAUGUGAUGUAUCGCGAACCGGCCGGUGUUCUGUCGCCCGCACACGACGACGACACCGAGCCGACUGACGACAGACUCCAUCAUCACCAGGGUAUCAGCAGACAACAGCUGAUUAACAGCCCGUGCCCAAUCUGCGGCGACAAAAUAAGCGGCUUCCACUACGGAAUCUUCUCGUGCGAAUCCUGCAAGGGCUUCUUUAAGCGGACCGUACAGAACCGGAAGAACUACAUGUGUCUGCGCGGCGGCAACUGUCCGGUCACCGUCGCGACCAGGAAGAAGUGUCCCGCGUGCCGGUUCGACAAGUGCCUCGGCUGCGGAAUGAAGUUGGAAGCGAUACGAGAGGAUCGGACGAGGGGUGGAAGAUCGACGUAUCAGUGUUCGUAUCCGCUGUCGGGCGCGGCCUCAACGGGCUCGCUGCUGUCCGCGCACGUGUCCCCCACGCUGAGGCACGCCACCAGCCUCAACUGCGUCAACGGUCCCGGGUCAUACAGUCGAGGAGAGUCCAGCAACAGCCGAGUGACGCCCGACAUUCCACCUUUACUACAGGAAAUAAUGGACGUGGAACACUUGUGGCAGUACAAUGAAUCUGAGCUGAACCGGCUGGGUAGUUCGCCGGGGAGCCCCUCCGCGAACCCCCUACUCGCGGCGAGCGGCAUCACCGCGCAGAACUCGAACCCGGACUUUUUAGCCGACCUAUGCAACAUAGCCGACCACAGAUUAUACAAAAUCGUGAAAUGGUGCAAGAGUUUACCGCUUUUCAAGAACAUUUCGAUCGACGACCAAAUCUGCCUGCUGAUCAACAGUUGGUGCGAGCUGCUUGUGCUCUCUUGCUGCUACCGCGGUGUCAGCACCCCGGGCGAAGUGAGAGUCGGAGGCGGUAGAGGCAUCACUCUACAUCAAAGUGCCAAACUCGGUUUGACGCCGUGUAUAGAACGGAUGCUGAGCUUUACUGAUCACUUGAGGAGGCUACGCGUCGACAGAUACGAAUACGUUGCUCUUAAAGUCAUCGUUCUAUUGACUUCAGACGCGCCUGAGCUACGCGAGUCCGAAAAAGUUCGAGCCUCGCAAGAGAAAGCUUUGGCAGCCCUGCAAGCUUACAUAGCGACUCAUUCGCCCGGAACACCCGCUAAGUUUGGUGAACUCUUGCUCCGGAUUCCGGAACUGCAGAGAACAUGUCAGUUCUUCAUGCAAGUCGGUAAAGAAAUGUUAAAUCCCGCCAACAAGAAUAAAGAUGGCGACGGACAGAGCUUCAACCUCCUUAUGGAAUUACUGAGAGGUGACCAUUAAAAAAAAACAGAAUUAAAAGGCAAACGAUAACCUACUUGCAGAGAAAGUGUUCGAUUACGCCUUUAUUGAAAAAAAAAAGUGGUGCAUUAUCUGUGACGCUGUUUAAGCGGGAAAGUAAAAUAAGAUUAAGUAAUUCUUUAGACUCGAGUUUGGCUUUAGCAUUAAAAAAAAAACGAUAUUGUAAAUAUACAUAUAUAUUAUGGGGUGAAGCUCAUUAUUGAAGCUAAAAAUGUGUAUUUUUAAUUUCAGAGUAACAAUAUUGUUCGUAUCUGAAAUAAUCUAAAAUAUACUCCUUAAGAUAAUUACGCUACGAGAUUGCUCAACGUUUUAUUAAAUAAACGAUAACAAUGACAUAUUAUACCUAAGAAAUUAUACUAAAUAACUUUCGUCUUUUACCUUCAAGACAUGACAAGUACUUACUUACUCAGUUUAAAAUACAUUAAUGUAAUAAUUGCCUUAAACAAAAAGACUGCAAAUCAUAUCGCCGCGCGCGUUUUAUGUUAGUAAUGGUGCUAAUUCAUCAAUUUCGAAAUCAGACAAUAAUCGAUAGACUUUAAUAAUAUGUAAUUUAACUAAAAAAUUACAUACACAAAUUCUAGAUUUCUAUUCUCUGCUGUUUCAUUUCACUGUGUGCUAUCUGCGUCUUAUCAUAAUGCUUUUUCCAUUUCAAGAUAAACAAUAAGCUUAAACGGCUUAAACCGCAAAUUGCUUAAGUCCCUGGUCUCAACGCUCCGUUUAACAAAAACUAUCAUCCCAAUACCAGAUGUGUUUCAUUCCGAAUAUAUUUGUUUAGCGUUAAAACUAAUCCAUUUUACUUCUCAUCGUACUUUUCUAUAUACAUUAAAUAAUUUUGUGCCAAUUUUUUUUCCGUUUAAUUGCACUUAUUGCGCUAUCUGUAUCGAAAUCUCUAAAUUCAUCUUGCAAGUUGAGUAAAUGUAUUUAAGAGUUAUAGUCAAAAUUUUGUGUCUGAUUUUGAUCAAUGAAAAAGCGCCGUGACUCAACGAUGCUCAGUAAAUAAUUUCCAAACGAAUUCCUGUUUUUUACAACGAAAAAAUACUUUAACAGGAAUAUUAAAAAGCGAAAAACUAAACGAAUUAGCAAAUAUGUUUAUUGAAAUUCAAUAAAAGAUUCUUCAUACAAAAACCACACGUAGAUAUGAAACUCGUGGUAUCUUUUUGAGAAACGAAUUAUGAAAUUAAACUUUCGAAUAGCCAUUAUAGGAAUAAUAACUUAAAUAACACUGCCUUGAAGCGUUUAUGGAAAUAUAUUAUUAUAAUAUACGUGUAUAUUUUUUGUAAUGAAUAUAGCCUAGGGAACAAUUAGAUAAACACAAAGAAUAAAAUGAUACAGGUAAUUACCGAUACAACAGACACAGUCUCGAGAAAGAAUAUUAAUAAAAUAUAUUUUUUUUACGAUUCUAUUGAAAAUAAUUGGCGCCAUAUUGCCAAACUUGAACAUAGAACAGGAUAGAUUAAAUUUCACAUUUGCAUGAUAUUUACGAAUUUCAAGUGAGACACGUUUGAACGAAUGAAUUAUGUUGAUUCGUUGUGUCGUGAUAAAUAUCGGAACUAGCUUAAUACGACCCCAGCGGUGUGUAUGGUAAGAAAAAAAUUAUUAAUUAUACUCUUGCCUUCUGCAUUUAAAUUGUAAUUAAAAUAGAAGUAUUUUUGUAUAUUAUGAAUAACAGUUUUACUGAAUGACGUUCGCGAAUAAUUCAUAUGUAUUUAUUGUAAUUAUUAAACAUUAAAACUUUUAAUCAUUGCCAUUUUAUUUAGAUACUUAAUAAUUUAGUAGAAAUUGUUUAUAAUUGUGCAGCUUAGUAGGACUUAGUGUUGGGGUUAAACCCUAAAAUUAAGGUUUUAGUUGUGGAACAGUUUUUAUAAAAAACUACUAUUGGCGUGGACUUGAUUUAGUUCAGACGUCCGAUCACUCGUUUUUUUCAUAUCGUCUGUGCAAUAGCAUAAAGAUUUAUUAUUUUAUGGAUGCUUAAAAAUUGUGCUAUUUGUUUUUAUAAUGUUUUUUGACACUAAGGAAAUUUGCGCUUCAUGCUAUAUAGUCGCGUGUUAUAAAAAGCAUUUAAAAAAAAAACUGGAAGUCAAUUUCCAAAACCAGUAGUUCACUGCCGUAAGUAUUAUAAGGAUGUUGCUAUGAGCAAAAAUACAAUAUUUUUGUUGCAAUAAUUGUUAUUUUAAAACAUUUUGAGUACGAUAAAUUCUGGAGAAACGGAAUUAAUAAGGAAUGAAUAAAGUUCAGCUUGAUUUUUAUGUUCAAUAAUAUUUUGUAUUUAAGCCUUUUAAGUUUAGAAUUAUAUAAUAAUUUUUUAUUUGUUUUGAUUGAUAAAUGUGCGGAUUGGAUGCUUAUAGGUGAAUUGGGCUGACAUAUAUUCAAUCAAAAAGUUUGUAUAACGUGAAAAAUUUAUAAUAUUCCUUAUAAAUGAUAUUUGCAAAGGAAGAAAAUAAUUUUAUCUGUUCAAUGCAAUAUGAAAUUUUGAUAAAGAACUUUAUAGGCAAUAUUAGCAUUCGAUAGACGACAUUCGUCAUAUAUUAUUUUUGUAAUGCAAUUUAUGUAUGUAAUAAGUAGGUAUUUUUAUAAAAGGGCACAAGUACUUCAAUAGCAUAGAUACACAGGCUGUUACAAGAUUAUUUUCAGCCCUAAAACUGCACAUAAAAUUAAAUAGCCAAUCCUCAUUGAGAAAAAAACCAAAUCGGCUUUUGUAGCAAGGGAACUGUAAACAACACAUUAUUCAAUUUUAAUUGGUUCAAAAGUAAACAGCACUUUCCGGAAAUUUUCCAGAAUAAAAUAUAGUGUUUGAUAUUCUUGCCAAUGAAGGUUUCAUUUUCGGAUUUCAACUAAGCUUAUCACACACAGGACACUUCAUAGAUAUUACAUAAAUAUAUCCAAAAGCCUUUUUUAAAUUACCUACAGAAAGCUUAGGUAGUUACUUAAUUUUGCAGGAUAAAUAUGGUAAAAAUAUAUCGAGUGUUGUUUACUUUUACCCUGAUUUACCCUACCAAACUUUAUAUAAAACUAUGGAACGUGAAUUAACCAAUAAUGUUUUCCUAUCAUGCUAACCGUUCGAUGUAUUUUUAAAUUUUAUUUAUCAUACUUAUUAAUCAUUCAUAAUGUAGUGAAAUUUUGUCAGCUGCAAUUUAUGUUUUUCAUAGCAAAUCUCAGCAAUUUUUUUAACUGUUAUUAAAUUCCGUAUUAUAUUUGCACGGUAGUGGUAUUUUUUUUUGACUGAUGGCCUUUUUUAAAAAUCUUAAUAAGAAAGAACAGCCAUUUUUGUCUAUGCCAAGACAUACAACUUAAUUUAAUAAAAAGAAAAAUGAGUAAAUUGCUUAAAGAGUUUUAUGUAUCAGUAAAACCUGUAAGCUAAUGUUUUGUUUAGUUGUUAUUAUAUACAUAUGUAUCAGAAACCAUGUGCCACGAUAUUUGAUAUCCAUUUUAUACAAUUAUUAUAAUAAAUUCUAAUACAAUGAGAUUUUUAUGUGAUUUUUUUUUCUUAUUUUGUACAUGCAAUUUAUUAAUAUAGUAAUCAUUUUGUGAAAAUGUUGUGGCAUCUACAUGUGCGCGGAUGGUGCGAUAGAAAUAGAAUAGAAAGUUUAAAUAUAUGUUUUAUAUAAAUCUUCAAAAUAGUCUUUUCUUAUAUUUUUCAGAGACUUUUAAAAAAUGUCAAA
This is a messenger RNA of Bombyx mandarina (wild silkworm), 6424 nucleotides long. RefSeq names its product nuclear hormone receptor FTZ-F1 beta (gene Hr39). The record is from RefSeq and is a predicted model, not a curated record. Gene Ontology annotation, molecular function: nuclear receptor activity; sequence-specific DNA binding; zinc ion binding. Gene Ontology annotation, biological process: regulation of DNA-templated transcription. Lineage: Eukaryota; Metazoa; Arthropoda; Insecta; Lepidoptera; Bombycidae.